GGUCAGUGCCAGAUACUGGAAAAAAUUUUAAAACGCUGAGGAGGAUCCCCAAACUCCCCUACAGGAAUUGGUGAAAAUGGCUUUUAAGUUUUUAAUGCUCGAGAAUGACAGCCAAGUCAACCCGACAGACAAGGCUGCAACAGAACACGCUCCAAGUCCCAGCCUUAGCAGCUGCUCUGAGGCCACCAGGGCCCCCACAAGGGGUACAAGGUAAGUCUGCCACAAGGCUCCAUCUCACCGGAGCUCACCCCAAGUCAACUCUGCCAAAAACUUGCUUCAAAUGUGGCAAGGAGGGCCACUGGUCAUGGUAUUGCCCUGACCCCCAGCCACCCAGGAGGCCAUGCCCUGUCUGCCGACAGCCUGGGCACUGGAAAUCAGAAUGCCCCUGUGCAGGUUUGUCCUCUAUGCCAUGCCAUGGAGGUCCAGCCUCACCAAAACUGGCAACUGAGAACUAGUAAGCCUGGCAGAGAACUGAUAUGGCCUAGACCUGCUGACUCCCAUUGCCCUCUCCAAGCCUAGGGUGAUGCUGCAGGUAACAGGUAAGUCCAUUGACUUUCUUUUGGACAUGGGAGCUGCCUAUUCUGUUUUGACAUCUCACUCAGGUCCUACAGUUCCCUCACCAAUUUCUGUCACAGGGGUGGACGGGAUCCCUUCCUUCCCACUUAAGACUCUUGACACUUCCCUGCAUUCUUGCAGGGUAAUUCUUCUUACACUCUUUUCCUGGUCAUACCUGUUUGCCCUGCACCUCUGCUUGGCGGCAAUGUUCUCAGCCUUUUUGGGGCCACACUCAUCUUGGCCCCCAUACUCUCCUGAGUAUUUCACAGGUCCAUUCACAGGGGCCCUCCAGAUAUGUCAGCCUCUGCACAAGCUUCGAGGACACCAACCAGGAAAGGUUGAGAAGGCCAAUGGACUCAUCAAACGACAGCUCACCAAGCUCUCCACUGAACUCAGGUUAUCUUGGCCCUCCCUUCUCCCCAUUGCCCUUACCCAUCUCUGGGCCACCCCACGCUCUCCUACAGGCCUGAGCCCUUUUGAGCUUCUUUAUGGAAGGCCCUUCCUCCCCAGUCACCACCUCCCAGCCCAAACUCCCCCACUGGCCGGGUACCUCCCCUUACCUCUCUUUUCUGAGGUCCCUUCUCUGUUCCUACUGUGAUCCUCACCACCCCCUCGGCUGCCAAGCUCCUGGGACAUCCAUGCUGGACAUCUCUCUAGGCUCAAGUGGGCACCUAUUCAGGAUACACAGUCUGUCCAGCAGCUGGGACCCUCUACCCUCCAGUUGUCUGAG
Molecule: messenger RNA, 1285 nt
Organism: Peromyscus californicus insignis
Lineage: Eukaryota; Metazoa; Chordata; Mammalia; Rodentia; Cricetidae
Exons: 2
Coding region: 524-1153 (209 amino acids)
Molecular function (GO): nucleic acid binding
Source: RefSeq, a predicted model, not a curated record